AAGAAGGCAGAAAACAUCAACUGAUCAAGAUUAUCGGCUUAUGUACUGUUAAGUCUUUCAUAUGUCGUUCAGAAGAUAUCUCUGAUUGCAACUAAUGGAUUGAAAUGUAAAAUAAAGUACGAAUCUGUUCACUUCUCUUUGGGGAAAAAAAAUGUCAUCUUUAACUGAAGAACAGAAGAGACGAAUCGAGGAAAAUAAAAGGAGAGCAUUGGCUAAAAGGGCAGAAAAGCGAAGUCCAGUAAAAUGCAGUCUUCAAGAUCAGAAACAGCGAAUAGAGGAAAAUAGACAGAGAGCCCUUGCGCUCCGAGCUGAUAAACACAGCCCAGUGAAAGAUUGUCAAUCUACAAUGGUGAACAGUUUGGCAGCAAAUGAAACACAUAAUACUAAGUCCCAGAUGACUAGCUCAUCUAGUAUGUUCUAUAAUAAACAAACGUGUGUCCCUAAUUCUGUAAAGCAGAGAUUAGCUGACUCAUACAAUGAACCGAUUGCUAUUGGACAAAAUAAAAACACUGCGAAAGGCGGCAUUUCAUGUUAUAGUCACUCAAGAUCUAAUAACAUAGGUGACUCAAAUAACAACAAGGCUAAUGCGUUAAAUGCAGGACUAACAGAUAAAUUCAAGACACAGGCAAAUCGAUCAAAAUUUAAUAAACCAGUGUCGCAGGGGUCGAGCCAAGAUUCGGAGGCAAAGUUAGCUAAGAUGGCAGAUUCCGUAGCUUCUUCUGGAGGCUCCACACAGACAACUCUUGUGGGAGGAACAACAGCCAAAUGUCUUCUGAUCUCCAGGGAGAGGUUUGAAGUCACUGCAGGAUAUUACCCACCCCUCAUUGAGUUGUUUAAAACUAUGGCGACCAAAAAAUAUGAUGCUGUUACCAAAAAAUGGUCAUUCAAGUUGGAGGAUUACCAUAAGCUUGUGACAGGGAUGAGGGCAAUGAGUCCACAGGUCAGACUGGUGACACUCCCUCAGGCAAUUCUGUCCACUUUCCAGCAACAACUUAACGGCAUCUAUCCUGACAGAGAAAUUCCAUCUGCAAAUCUGAACAAUCUGGAUCACAGUCUCGUCAACUCUUUACUGCCAUUCCAAAGAGAAGGCGUUAAUUUUGGAGUCCACAAGCAAGGUCGAGUCCUGAUAGCUGAUGACAUGGGUUUGGGGAAGACCAUCCAGGCAAUCUGUUUGGCCUGUUACUAUAAGAACGAGUGGCCCCUUCUGGUGGUGGUUCCCUCCUCGGUCCGAUUUGACUGGGCUCAGCAACUAGAGCGCUGGGUACCCAGUCUAGACCCACAGGAAGUAUAUGUUGCCAUGACAGGAAAAUGUAGCCUAUCAGGUCACAAGGUCUGCAUCCUUAGUUACGAACUCAUGGCCAAGAAAGCUAAGGAACUCUUGGAGAAGAACUUCAAUGUCGUCAUCAUGGAUGAAUGUCACUUGUUGAAGAAUUUCAAAACAGCAAGAUGUAAAGCAGCCAUGCCCAUUCUUAAGGCUUCUAAACGUGUGAUUCUCUUGAGUGGAACUCCCGCACUAUCUCGGCCCCAGGAACUUUACACCCAGAUCUGUGCAGUUAAGCCCUACAUGUUUCAGUACCAGGAUUUUGGGGUCCGUUACUGUGAUGGGAAAAAGAACCCCUGGGGCUGGGAUUUCUCAGGAUCAUCUAACAUGGAGGAGCUACAGAUUCUGUUGGAGGAGAGCAUUAUGAUCAGGAGGUUGAAGAAAGAUGUCUUGACCCAGUUGCCAGACAAAGUGAGACAGAUGGUCUUAUUAGACCCAGGGUCUGUAAAGACAACCAAACAAAUGGAGCAACAAAGCAAAACCAUGGAACUCAAGUCUCUCAAAGGAAUGGAAAGAAGAGGUGCUCUUUUGGAAUACUUCCAUCAUACAGGGGCAGCCAAAAUUAAAGCCAUCAAAGACUAUGUCCUGGACUUGUUGGACUCAGACAAGAAGUUUCUGAUUUUUGCCCAUCACCAGGAAGUCUUGGAUGCCAUAGAAACUGCUGUCCAAUCAAAGAUUGAAAAAGGUUACAUAAGAAUUGAUGGGAAAACCACGGCAGAACAGAGGAACUUUUUCUGCAAGAAAUUUCAGACAAAUGACUCGAUUCGAGUGGCCAUACUUUCUAUCUGUGCUGCCAAUGCUGGGUUGAAUCUGUCCGCAGCCAGUCUGGUGGUGUUUGGAGAACUCUUCUGGAACCCUGGGAUUUUGGUUCAGGCAGAGGACCGAGCACACAGGAUGGGGCAGAGAGACAUGGUCAAUGUCCACUACCUGGUAGCAAGGGGAACAGCUGAUGACCACGUCUGGCCACUCGUUCAGAAGAAAUUGGAGGUAUUGAGCAAGGCAGGUCUGAGUAAGGAAGACUUUUCCGCAGCGGACACCAAGACUGUUAAGGAUUCCAAACAGACAGAUUUGAUGCAGUUCUUUGAGGAAAGUUUUAUGGAGGAGAGUAUACUGGAAACAUCACUUGAUGAGGACAACCAGUCAAAUACUGCAGAGGAAAUUUCAUCCAAUAAAAAUCCAGAGGCUGAUCAAAGACUAACCAAUCAGAAUUCAGGAGCUUCUAAAUUGUCUGUUAAACCAGUGAAACCCAAAACAGAGCAGUCCUUAUUUAACUACUUUGGUGCUAAAAAAGACAACUCAGAAUCCAAAUCAGGGGGCUGUUGUGUUUCUAAGGACUCUGUGAUGGACAAUAUUGAUGACGAUCUCUUGUUUGAUGAUGAUGAAUGGCUAGAAGAUAUGGAUGAGCCAAAAACUAAGAAAUUAAAGUGCUGACAUUUGUAGCUGUUGUAAAUAAAAGUUAUUGCAUGUCA
This is a messenger RNA of Saccostrea echinata, 2790 nucleotides long. Its product is annotated as SWI/SNF-related matrix-associated actin-dependent regulator of chromatin subfamily A-like protein 1. The record is from RefSeq and is a predicted model, not a curated record. Gene Ontology annotation, biological process: replication fork processing; DNA repair. Lineage: Eukaryota; Metazoa; Mollusca; Bivalvia; Ostreida; Ostreidae. The transcript has 17 exons. Gene Ontology annotation, cellular component: nuclear replication fork. Bases 152 to 2752 code for a protein of 866 amino acids. Gene Ontology annotation, molecular function: ATP-dependent chromatin remodeler activity; ATP binding.